This is a messenger RNA of Trichophyton benhamiae CBS 112371, 1995 nucleotides long. RefSeq lists its product as uncharacterized. The record is from RefSeq and is a predicted model, not a curated record. The transcript has a single exon. Bases 1 to 1995 code for a protein of 664 amino acids. Lineage: Eukaryota; Fungi; Ascomycota; Eurotiomycetes; Onygenales; Arthrodermataceae.
AUGAUUCGAGGCAAGGAGGUUCUCCCUCCUCCCGUCGUCACCAGAACUGGGCAGAAAAGGCCUCCUCCACCUCCUCCGUCCAAGGGAAGCAGGGCAGUCGCAGCAGGCCCUCCCUUGCCACCAAGGAACAAGAGCCAAGCAGCGUCGUCUCCAGUUCCACCCGCGCUUCCUCCAAGAACACCAUCAGACUACAGUCGGUCGUCCAGUGAAUAUACUCCCUCGAGCGCAUCCGUAUCUUCGACCUCGUCCAGCGCAGAAGCCAAACCUAAUGUCUUCCGUGUUCGAGCCCCGGCGUGGGAUCAAACCGAGCUGCCCUGUGUCACACCGUGGAAAGGGAAAACCAAAGACACCAAGGAUGCUGGUAGCGAAAGGAAAGAAGAAGAGAUCAGUCAUCAGCCUGCUUCCGACGCCCAAGGGCUGAAAGGAAAUGUAGCAGCGUUACGGAAUCAAUUGGCUGGCCAUAAGAUCAUUGCUCCAGCUACGCCUCCUCCACCAAAGGCUGCGAAACCGAAACUUCCUCCUCGUAUGAACUCGACACCUCUCCCACAGGUGCAUCAGCCGCAGCAUUUCCAAGACCGGCCGCUGCUGGAGAGAGUCGAGUCGGCAUCCACUGCACAGAGAAAGCUACCUCCACCACCACCUCAGGGAGCCGACCUCCAAAAGAUCAAGCAGGUUUCAUUCUCAAGCCUGAACAAAACUGCCAAUGAAACCGCCAAGGAUAAUACAGGUUGUUUUGAUAACGUCAAAAGGAUUUCGCGUGCCCCUCCUCCAAUACCUCUUGCAUCGCGGCCAAAGCUGCCUCCCAUACCUACAAGCUCAAAACCCCAAAUUUGUUCUACAGCUCGUAGCAGUACAACUAACUCUACCAACGCAUCAACUAUAUGCUUUAAAUGCCGUGACUUUUCUGCUGCCGAUGCACACGCCGCUAGAUUUCCUCGCCAAUCUCUUCCGUCGCACGAUUUGGCCUGGCUAUCAUCCCAACUCACAUCUCCAUUCCCAUCACCGACGGAUAAAGCACGUGUGAUCUUUACAUGGCUACAUCACAACGUACGGUAUGAUGUAGAAAGCUUCUUCCAAGGAAAAAGAACGCCACAGUCCCCGGACCAUGUGUUCACCCAUGGGCUCGCCGUUUGCGCUGGAUUUGCAUCCUUAUUCGAAAUGCUGGCAAAAUAUGCUGGUUUAGAAGCCAAGGUGAUCAGCGGCCAUGGGACGGGCUAUGGUUUUAAACCGCUUGCCCCCGGGGCACCAAUACCCCCGUACGAAGGCAACCAUGCAUGGAAUGUAGUGCGCAUUGAUAAUGGACAGUGGAAACUAAUUGAUUGCUGCUGGGGAGCCGGACAUGUUGAGGGUGCGAAUAUGCCUUAUGUCCAAAAGUUCUCACCUAAACACUUUAUCAUGUGUAAUGACGAGUUUGGACUCGACCAUUACCCAGAGAAUGGGUCUGACUUUUACCGUGAAGACGGGCGUACAAACAUCACUUGGGAGGAAUAUAUAGGUGGUGGCCUGAGGGCUCAGAUGCACAUACCUACUGACCCUCCUACCCUGUUCGAUAAUGCCGUUGAAGACCACGGCAUCGGAAAAUAUACCCUUCAGCCUGAAAUGAAGUCCAUCUCCAUCAGAGAAGUGUCCGGACGCUCUGUACAUUUCCAGUUCGCCCUCAUCUGCGAGCACUGGUCUAUCGUUAAGCACGGUGGUAAGACAGCCGCAUCCUUCUUCGUCCUAGCUCCGCAUGGACUCGACGGUAGAGAAGACAAGUUUGUCCCAUUCAACCACGUCCGCGGUACUAAUGCUGGGGGAGGUGGCGAUUACUGGUAUCUGGACAUUCCCGACGGCAGGACGUUGGGUUGUGCGGGCCAGAAGUUGAUGAUAUUCGAGUUGACGAGCUUUGGGACCCGAACUGACCUGCGUGGAUUGACGAUGGCAGAGUAUGAACAGGGAGUCGGCAGAGUUGGGAUGGGCUUCAAAGCGCUUGCUGAAUGGACUCUUGUCGAGUAG